AUGGGUCAUGCAGUUUUUGGGACCAGGAAACGCUGUCCAGGCAUGGCUGUGAGGAACACCUUGCCGGUGCCCUGGGACCUGCAGCUGCCUCCGACCAAGAGAGACCAGCCGGCCUUCAGAGAACAAAGAAAAGAAAAACUCAAGGAAUAUCUGUUAACACGAAAAACAAUGUUUUCAUACAAACAAGGAAAUCAUAUAUCCAGAGAUCAGAAAGUGAAGACGGCUGAAGAUCAGGCCCAAGAAGGGAGGAGAGUUCUGAAACUCAAAAUGGAGAUGGCUGAUAAAGAAAAUAUUGGAAACACAAGGAACGUAACCAGUUCAGAAAGACACAACCUGAAGGAUAACAUUCAAGCUGUGCAGUUAUCAACUCGAGGUGAUUUUCAAGGUCAGACAAUGACAUCAGACCAGGCAAAUCACCUUAAAGACAAUAAAAAGAUGCAAGCAACAGCAGAAAAGCCCAGACAGGAUGCCGACGUACCAAAAAAACGAGCGCUUGGCUGUUAUCAUGGCCAGGUUGUUCAGUCCAAGAUUAAUUCAUUUAGAAAGCUUCCGAGUGUCCAAGGCGAGAAUCCUGCAGCAAGCAAGAAACUUCCUGCUACUGUGUCCAAAGCCGCAAAGGCUCAGUCUGUGUCUGCUGACGCCAUCAGUAUAAGAGCCUCACACGUGACUGCUGCCACCAAGUGUGUCAACGCUAAAUCUGUGAGCACUACAUCAAAGAACACACUUGUGCCACCGCCUAUUAGAAGCCUCCACAGUGAUACCCAGGGCACUGCGAAACAGGGCCUCAACAGAACCCCUGCCAAUGUAACAGUCAGGAAAGGGCCUUUUAAAAAAGAAUCUCUACAAUCAGAAGCAGUUGCGUCUGUGGUUGAUACCCGUCCUCAGGACAGAAAAAGAGACAAGGCACCAUCAAGAAGCGUGACAUCUGAAGAUGUAGCCAGGACUAAUUUGUCUAAUACCAGACUGAUAGAAAAGUCAAAAAAUACUGACCAGCGCAGAUACACAAUAGCAGGAGCGACUGUUCAUAGAUCAGUUCUGCCCAGAGAAACUACAGAAGAGAGAAAAUCUCGAAUGACUGAGUGGAGAACUGGCAAAGGAAGAGGGCUAAAAAGGCCUCCGAAUUUAAUAGCUCAUCAGUCUGAGCCCAAAGGACCAAGUGAAAACCCCGUCGAAUCCUUUUGGACUACCAUGGCAGAAGAAGAUGAACAGAGACUAUUUACUGAAAAUAUUUGA
This is a messenger RNA of Onychomys torridus (southern grasshopper mouse), 1233 nucleotides long. RefSeq names its product cytoskeleton-associated protein 2-like. Gene Ontology annotation, biological process: negative regulation of microtubule depolymerization. The record is from RefSeq and is a predicted model, not a curated record. Gene Ontology annotation, cellular component: microtubule cytoskeleton. NCBI's taxonomy places the organism in Eukaryota, Metazoa, Chordata, Mammalia, Rodentia, Cricetidae.